Messenger RNA from Zerene cesonia (dogface butterfly), 3682 nucleotides. RefSeq names its product PX domain-containing protein kinase-like protein. The coding region runs from base 87 to 1700 and encodes 537 amino acids. Lineage: Eukaryota; Metazoa; Arthropoda; Insecta; Lepidoptera; Pieridae. Gene Ontology annotation, biological process: endosome to lysosome transport; protein phosphorylation; early endosome to late endosome transport. Gene Ontology annotation, cellular component: late endosome; extrinsic component of endosome membrane; early endosome. The record is from RefSeq and is a predicted model, not a curated record. Gene Ontology annotation, molecular function: phosphatidylinositol binding; protein kinase activity; ATP binding. The transcript is spliced from 11 exons.
UUCAAAUUUGUCACUCUUGUAGUAAAAUAAAAAUGUUUUGCAAUUUAUUUAAUCGAAAUUAAUGUUUUUACAUUUUAUUUAGUGUAAUGGCUAUAUUCGAAAAAUCAUUUCAGACCAGACCUAUUAUAGAUGAUACGGAUAAGCUUGUUUGUACAUUAGAAAAUGCACAAAAUAUCAAUAAACACACAGAGUAUGUGUUGCGUGUACAACGAGGGCAUUGCAAAGAAAAUAAGUGGACAGUGUCCCGGCGUUACAGGGAUUUUGCUGCUCUACAAAUAAAUCUUCAACAGGCUAAUAUUGACCUUCCGUUGCCUCCGAAGAAACUUAUAGGCAAUAUGCAACCUUCUUUUGUGGCUGAAAGACAAAUAGCAUUACAAAAUUACAUAUCUGAGGUGCUGAAACAUCAGAUACUUGCAUUAUCAUUACCAGUGAGAAGCUUUUUGGACCCCUCUAAUUAUUCAAUGUCAAUAGCAGAGCAGGCUCUCCAAACAGUAUCAAUAGCAUUGAGAGGUGAUGGCCAUUAUGAAUUGAAAGGACCUUUGACUAAUAUAAAUUGGAGGAUACGGAAACACUAUUUUUCUGUUAUUGACUCAGAGAAAACGAAUUGUGUACUCGCGUGGCAGAGUUAUGGACCAGAUAAGCAUUUACAGAGUAAGGAUUUACAAAGCGCAUUUAAAAGUUUACAAAGUAUAUCUCACCCUUACAUAGAUGAAGUAUUAACGAUACACACACUGGAGACAGGCGCGUAUGUAGUGAGACGGUUACACGAUAAUGGUACAGUGAGAGAUCUGCUAUACGGCACAGACUAUAGCAAGAGUUAUUUAGCGAAGUAUGGCAACCCGAAAAUAAGGAAGCCAUUCACGACGGGACAAAUUGCGCAUUAUGGAUAUCAAAUUUUACAAGCUUUAAAAUUUUUACAUGAUAAGGGUUUGCCGCAUGGCCACCUACACCCAGGGAACGUAGCAAUAUUAAACCAAAGAGCUGUUUUAUUAGAUGUUGAGAACAUUCUUAUGGGUGUGCCCAGCCUAUACCGACCAUUUCUCGUGCAAAUGAAGCACACUUCACCCGAAUCCAUUGAUGUGUAUAGCUUUGGAAGGACGCUGUAUGAAAUGGCGUUCGCGGAGACGUUGGAUAGCUGUUACUGUGAUAAUUUUGGGGAGAUAUACGAUGAAUUGGAAUCCGUACUCCACCUCACCCUUUCAACCUCAUCCUGGAAGCAAGGUGGGGUCUCCUUAGAAGAGCUGCAGCAUCACAGCUUCUUCAACCGCGCCAACGGGCUGGCCAACGUCAACGUGCGGGGGCACUUGAAGUUCCCUCUCCCUCUCAAAGAGGAGAUACGAGCGGCGGUGGAUGCUGUGCACGCGAGGUUGGAGAGUGAUCAGAAAUUGGCAAGGAGAUCUCGGAGAGAAGUUAGGAUACAGGAAAUACUCGGGUCAGAAGAGGAAAUGAGGAAGCAGAGGAGAAGAGCGAGGAAACGCGACAGCAUAUGGAAGUCGACGUCGUCGCUGGCGGACACGGUGCGCUCGCACUCGCCGCACUCGCCGCACUCGCCCAGCACCGCGUCCUCGCCCACUCCACCGCAUACCACUGUUGGCGACACAAGCACAUCACCGCACUCGACCGGCGACGGGCGCGGUGCGCUGCUUCAAGCGAUUUGCUCUUUCGACAAGAAAUCUCUUGCGCGAGUUAACUCGCAUUAAAUUGAAUCUUAUACUAUCAUCGGUUGUUUAUUUGGUGAGGCGUAUUUAUACUGUACUAGCGUUCCGCCCUGGCUUCGUCCAUAGUAUACAUAUAGCUAUAGCCUUUAGGGAUCACGGACAUAGCUAACGGAAUUUUUGAAAUCGGUCCCCUAAGAGCGCGUUCAAACAGACAAAUAAACUAUUAGCUUUAUAUUAUUUGACAUUUAGCGCAUUAUCUCCAAACUGAUUAUACCAUAACACAUAAAGAUUCAAAUUCAUGGCUAUUCAACACCCAGUCUUCUAAUAUAAUUAUAAUAUUUUAAUGCAGAUCAAACUCUCGGUACAUUAGAGCAGGCUGCUGUAUAUUUUAUGAAUCAUUUUCUCAUGUAAGGGUACAGAUAAAUACUAUCAAAAAAUAUUUAUAAUAUAGUUUUAAGUGGCCGUGAGGUCGCCACGUUAUGAUCAAGGACGCGGAUUUGAAUUCCGGCUCAUGAUAAAAAUUCAUUUAUAAAGCAUUUAAAUGCUCUAAGACUAUAAAUUAAAAGAUAUAAUUUUUUGCUAAUAUCAAAUAAAGAAUUAUGUUAGUACGCUUUACCAAGUGAGGAAUCGAUGGUAACCCAGCUGUGUCGUAAGAUAUGAAGGGCCUCUCGAAUAUGGCAAUACAGUAUUGUACUGAAAUUAUUUUAGCAGCCAUAUGUAAAAGAAUAGGAAAUUUACAUUCCUACAAUUAGCUUAAUUUGUUUUUUGUGAAAAAUGUUGAAACGAGUUGGAAUUAAUUCUACUUAAAGAUAUGAAUAAUAACGUUAUAUUAUAAAUACUUAUUUAUAUGAUCUUGAUCCUGACUAUAUAGUAGCUUGGAAAAUAUAUAAUAAUAGAUUUUUUAGUUAUGAUACAUUCUCAUAUGGUUUUUUUUAUAGCAAUAUAAUGUAACAAACACCAGAGUUAUUAUGCAUAUAUAUAUAUAUGAAAAAUAAUGUAAAUUGUAUUAUUGAUGUAUUAUAUAAAAUUUUAGCAGAUAUUCUGUACAUAACAUGAAUUUAAUAAAUCAUCUCAUAUGAUAGAUUUCGAUUUUAGAGUCACUUGCGUUAACUGUGCAAUUAGAAAUUGUUUUGUACAUUUUUACAUUAUACCAGUCUGUAUUCGGCUAUAGUUUAGUCAUAAAACAUAGCUUACGUCCAUACAGUAAUCAAAAAAUAUCCGGAUAUAUUUAUACUUAUAUAUUUUUACCCGACUGCGCCAAAAAGGAGGGUUAUACCGUCGUAUAUAUUUGAGUUUGUACUCAUAUUGCAACGUUCUCCAGUGUUCACUUUAAAGUGUCAUAUAUAUCUUAAUUGAGAAAAUACCUCCUGGCAAAAACAUAAAUAUGGCUUUUCGUGCCAAAUUGUGUAUCUUAAGUUCAUUAUUUCAAUAAUUACUAGUUAUUUUUUAAUGAAAUAUGUUAUUCAUGAGUACAAGGCAAAUCAAUUUUGUCGAAUUAAUAAAAUCGAACAAACAUUACUUCGAUACGUAUUAUGGUUAUUAGUUUUAAGUCAAAAUGUUAAUUUUGCAUUUGUGUGCUAAACUAAUAAAUUGACAGUAUUAUGUGUUCUGGAGCGGAUUGGCAAAUUCAUUGCAACUAGUUAAAUCAUUUUGAUUUUAUGAUCUGUUAAAUAAUGCAUACAUCCGUCUGAAUGUAGCGACGCUCUUUUCUUUAUUUCUACAAUGUCACUGACUGCGACUAUCAUUGAAUUAACAUUGUGACAUUUUUUGACUCCUCCUCUUAUUUGCACCAGAUCUUCUGCUGUUCUGAAGAUCGCAGAUAUAAAAAUAAGCACACAAAUGCAAUCUCAUAGGUCCAUAGAUUUAAUAUAUAAAAUGAUAUUUAAUGAUCUUAUUACAUACAAAAAUUAACGUGUAAACUGUAUAGUGAUAUUAUGACUGGUCACUUAAUUUAAUUACAUCUAUUAUGAAUUUAUUUUUUGUUAUUAAGAUUCAUAUUUAAUUUUAGGUUUAAGGAACAUAAA